This is a messenger RNA of Serpula lacrymans var. lacrymans S7.9, 446 nucleotides long. RefSeq lists its product as uncharacterized. Bases 75 to 392 code for a protein of 105 amino acids. The transcript is spliced from 2 exons. NCBI's taxonomy places the organism in Eukaryota, Fungi, Basidiomycota, Agaricomycetes, Boletales, Serpulaceae. The record is from RefSeq and is a predicted model, not a curated record.
ACGUUGCUCUAUUUUCUUUCACCAAUGGAAUAUAGUACAUCAACUUUCGUGAUAGUCCACUUUUGCGGGACCUGAUGUAUCGACAACCAUUCAAUUUUUCAAGGAGAAUGUUCGAGGUCCACAACCCAUCGAGGAGUGCUGCGGCCAAUAGAAUUCAACAUCGGGCGCAAAGUAUCAGAUGGAGCAUAUUCCUGUCGCCAUUUACUUGCCCCAGAUAUCACCUACAUCAUUUCCAUCGAGACGUCUGUCACGCUGCUGCUUCUAAAAACCACCGUAACUCUGGAUGGGCCACAAGAGUCUGCACUUUCGAGGCAAAUCGUCAAGGGAUUCUUCUGCCACGACAUACCCAAUCUGAUUGCAUUGCCGUUGACAAAGUAGCAUUCAUUCGAUAAAAGUGCGGAAGUAGUACACGAUAUUCGUUCACACGGCUAUCAUAGUAUGACUUU